CAUCCCUAUUGAAACUUGAUGUCGGCCAAUCAAUGCAGUCCAUUUAGCCACCACUCAAGGUGCAUCAAUAAUUCUCAUCAUGCUGGUGCAACGCUUGGCGGCCGGCGGCCGGCGGCACUUUGCGUCGACAACGGCGGCUGCGGCAACAGUAGCAUCGACGGCACCUUCCGCUGCUCAGUUGAGCCCUGAGAUCCGUGCUUUGUUGGAGUCGUUUCGAACGAAUCCGAGCGACGCGACAGCCACACUUCUACAGCAACCCACCACCGACCUGCCUGUCCCAGUCGCGUUGGAGCACGUUGUAGCCCAACUGUUCCGAGGAAAACACACAAAAGAAGCUCUUGACGUCCUCCAGCUGUCUCUGGACCGAUCUAUUGGUAUCGAUUACAGCAUCGCCAUCCGCAAGUCGGGCGCGCUGGACCGCCAAGACUCGAACGCCGUGCUGUCUUGGCUGCACGCGAACGCCGCCAGCAUCGAGACGGACCAGCACGUGUCGAUGAUCCGCGUCUGUCUCCGUCUCAAGCACUUCUCCAGCGCCGUGCGCUUGUUCGAGCUCAUCCGCACCCGGCAAUUCAACGGCCGCGUGCUGUCCAAAGAUGUCAUGUAUCUCUUGGCCGCCGUGGAAUCCGUGCCCAACGGCCGCCUACGCCACGAACUGCAGACGAAACUCCUCCGCUUCCACUCGCACCCGUCCAACAUAUCGGCGCCCGAGCUCGUGACCGACAUGUGCCAGCGCCAGCCAGACGCCGCCAGCCAGUGCGUGCAGUGGGCCAUAGGCGUCAUCUACUGGCGGUCUCCUGAAGACUGGCCUGGCCGACUGGCCUUGAUUGAGGCCAUCUUGGCUUCUGCGCUCGCACACGGUGUCGCAUUGGAGAACCCCAUGCGGUUCUCGAUGGCGUUUGCCAAGUGUCGCGACCACGACCUCGACCCCGAGCGCCUCGUCCACCUGUUCCUGGCCAUGGCCGGCCAAAACCUGGUCGACCCGAACGAAUCGUCGUGUAUGGCGGCGAUCCACGCUUGUCAGAACGCAAACAACUUUGCGCUGGCGCUGACGCUGUUUCACCUUCUCAAGCGCAGCCAGCCUAUGAACUCGCGCCUAUUCAACACGGGCCUGUACUCGGCCGCCAAAUCCGGCAAUGAAGCGGCCGUGGCCAGCCUCGCGCUCGAGAUGCUGGCCGCCAAUGUGACCCCCGACAAGCGGUCGCUCGCCGUCGUCCAGUCGCUGGCAGCGUCCCCCACGUCCAUGGGGUUUCUCAUCAAGGACCCGCAGCUGGUGGACUAUUUCGGCAUCUCGAGCACGUCCAUGGCCAGUGCAAACGGCAGCAGCCCACGCAAGCAACGCCAGUCUCCGCCGCAAUCACAACCGAGCGAGGCCAAAGCCACGCCCAACACGUCUCGAGCCCCAACGCCGAAACCAUUGGGCGACAGCAGUUGCGCCAUUAUGUAGCCGAUAUAAAGACAACUUUGAAGUGAAAAUGAUAUUUUGUCGCUUUGAUACAAAA
Molecule: messenger RNA, 1499 nt
Organism: Aphanomyces astaci
Lineage: Eukaryota; Oomycota; Saprolegniomycetes; Saprolegniales; Verrucalvaceae
Exons: 3
Coding region: 80-1444 (454 amino acids)
Molecular function (GO): protein binding
Source: RefSeq, a predicted model, not a curated record